AUGAAUGGAUUUAAAUUUGUUAAUGAUAAUUUGAAAAGUAAUAAAAUAAAAGUAAAGUGUUGAAUUAUCUUAGAUUAAUGGAAACUUGAAUAAGAUGAACACUGAUGAAAAGAAUGAAAAAAAUGAAUUUAAACAUAUUUUAGUUUCUAUUAUAAAUUAAAUUUCAAUGGAAUUAAAUUUUAUGAUAUUCCCAGCCCCAAAACACUCCUACCGAGAAGAACAUUUGAGAGUUUUUAUUUUAGUUAUUUUAGGAACUUGUUAAAAUUCCAUAUUAUGAUGAUUUGUUUAAGUUUUAUUAAUCAUCCCCAAAAACUCGAAUUUAGUUUCAUAAAAUUGAUCCUUUUAAACCUCCUGAAGAAAUUCCAAAUGUAUUGAAAUUUAAGAAAUUAGGAUGUUAGUUAGCUAUCAAUAUAUGAUGAUUAAGUUGACGAACUUCCAAGUUAAAGAAUACCUCGUAUGAAUUAGACAAUAUCGGUUGAAUGUAGAUAGUAAAGAUAGUAAAAUAUGUACUAAAUAAUAAAAUAAAUAGUAAUAAUUUGAAAGUUUUAAUCACUCCUCGUAUAAGCAGUAAUUCUAAUGAAUUGAACUCAUUAAAUAAGAAUAAAAAUUAUAAAUGCUCAAAAUAAAUUCCAUGCUUAUAUUUAAAAGCUUUAAUUCCAACUAAAAAAACAAUACUUUAUUUUCAUGCAAAUUGUGAGGAUUUAUUGUCUUCAUAUAAUUUAGUAGACUUUUUGAGACAUAAUAUGAAAAUGAAUGUUUUAUCUGUGGAAUACCCAGGUUACGGAGUUUAUCAAGGACAACCAAAUGAGGAGAAUAUAUUAAAAGAUGCUGAAUAUCUUUAUAAAUAUGUUGCAUUUCAUUCUGUAGUUUAAGAGAAAAAUAUGAUAGUAAUGGGGAGAUCAAUAGGAACAGGAGUGGCAUGUCAUUUGGCAUCAUUAUUUCAGCCUGGCCUUUUAGUAUUGAUUUCACCAUUUUUGUCGUUGUAAGAGAUUGUAAAUGAAAAGUAUCCUUUGGUUAAGAAAAUGGUUAAAGAAAGAUUUGUUAAUAAAGAUAAAAUUCAAUAAGUUAAAUCUCCUGUUUAUAUUUUACAUGGAGUUAAAGAUAACAUAGUUUCAGUUGAGUAAGGAAAGAAACUAUAUGGUAUUUAUUAUUUUAAGUUUUGCUUAGAAUUAUGCAAUAGUGCUUGCCUUAUAAGAACUCCCCCUGAGAUGACGCAUACAAGAUUUCAAUUUGAAAAUGAUUUAUGCUAACCUUUGCUAAAUUUUAUGAGAUAGUUGAAUUUACUUUGA
Molecule: messenger RNA, 1289 nt
Organism: Paramecium sonneborni
Lineage: Eukaryota; Ciliophora; Oligohymenophorea; Peniculida; Parameciidae
Source: the annotation of a GenBank genome assembly